AUGGGAGGUCUCUACAGCGACGGCUGGAUGCUCCCGCGGCCGACACCGGGACGAGUAUCCCUGGGUGCUUGUGCGGCUGGGUCUGAUGAGGCUGGCCCAGAGGGCCUCACCUCCACCUCCCUACUGGACCUCCUGCUGCCUACUGGCCUGGAGCCACUGGACUCAGAGGAACCUAGUGAGGCCAUGGGCCUGGGAGCUGGCCUGGGAGCCCCUGGCUCAGGCUUCCCCAGCGAAGAGAGUGAAGAGUCCCGAAUUCUGCAGCCACCACAGUACUUCUGGGAAGAGGAGGAGGAGCUGAAUGACUCAAGUCUGGAUCUGGGACCCACUGCAGACUAUGUUUUUCCAGACUUAACUGAGAAGGCAGGUUCCAUUGAAGACACUAGCCAGGCCCAAGAGCUCCCAAACCUCCCCUCUCCCUUGCCCAAGAUGAAUCUGGUUGAGCCUCCUUGGCAUAUGCCUCCAGAAGAGGAAGAAGAGGAAGAAGAAGAAGAGGAAGAGGAGGAGAGGGAGCAGGAAGAGGCAGACAAAGAAGAAGAAGAGGAAGAAGAAGAGGAGCUUCUCCCUGUAAAUGGAUCCCAAGAAGAAGCCAAGACUCAGGUCCGUGAUUUUUCUCCUGUGAGCAGCAGCCAGACUCCAGGGACCACCAAACACAGGCAUGAAGAUUCUGGGGACCAGGCCUCCUCAGGUGUGGAAGGAGAGAGCAGCGUGGGGCCCAGCUUGUCGCCGCCCUCAGUCACCCCAAGUGUAGUGACCCUAGGGAAUCAGGACCUUGCCAGCCAGGAGGCGGCGGGGGUUGCAGUACUGCCGGCUGUGGGACUUGGGACUGAGUUUGAGGUUCCUCAGGAGGCAAAUGAGGAGGCCACCUUGGGGGCCGCUGGUUUGGCUGGCAAGCAAGGGGAGGCGCCAUCCUUGCCUUCACUCCCUCAAACUGAAGCUCCCAGUGGGGCCAAGGCACCGGAUGAAAGCCACCUUGACUCUAGAACCUCAGCGUCUUUCCCACUGGCACCCCGAGACAUAGACCUGACACCUUCGUCUGCUACCUUGGGGCGAGAAGAUCUCGUCCAGCAGCCCCAGGAAGAGCAGGCAGCUGAAGCUCAAUCCAGAAUACCUUGGGAUUCUACUCAGGUGAUCUGCAAGGACUGGAGCAAUCUGGCUGGGAAAAACUAUAUCAUUCUGAACAUGACAGAGAACGUAGACUGUGAGGUGUUCCGGCAGCACCGGGGGCCGCAGCUCCUGGCCCUGGUAGAAGAGGUGCUGCCCCGCCAUGGCAGCAGCCAACACGGGGCCUGGCACAUCUCUCUGAGCAAGCCCAGUGAGAAGGAGCAACACCUUCUCAUGACACUGGUGGGUGAGCAAGGGGUGGUGCCCACUCAAGAUGUCCUUUCCAUGCUGGGUGACAUCCGCAGGAGCCUAGUGGAGAUUGGCAUCCAGAACUACUCCACAACAAGCAGCUGCCAGGCACGGGCCAGCCAGGUGCGCAGUGACUACGGGACACUCUUUGUGGUGCUGGUGGUCAUUGGUGCCAUCUGCAUCAUCAUCAUUGUGCUUGGCCUGCUCUACAACUGCUGGCAGCGCCGGCUGCCCAAGCUCAAGCAUGUGUCGCACGGCGAGGAACUGCGCUUCGUGGAGAACGGCUGCCACGACAACCCCACGCUGGACGUGGCCAGCGACAGCCAGUCGGAGAUGCAGGAGAAGCACUGCUUUACUCCUGAAGCCUCCCUGCAUCAGGUGCCUGCCGCCCAAGAGUUAGUGACUAACCCCAAAGCUGAAUGUAACUCAGAGCACUGA
Molecule: messenger RNA, 1788 nt
Organism: Carlito syrichta (Philippine tarsier)
Lineage: Eukaryota; Metazoa; Chordata; Mammalia; Primates; Tarsiidae
Gene: PODXL2
Product: podocalyxin like 2
Exons: 9
Coding region: 1-1788 (595 amino acids)
Source: RefSeq, a predicted model, not a curated record